Messenger RNA from Alternaria ethzedia, 1407 nucleotides. RefSeq lists its product as uncharacterized. NCBI's taxonomy places the organism in Eukaryota, Fungi, Ascomycota, Dothideomycetes, Pleosporales, Pleosporaceae. The coding region runs from base 1 to 1407 and encodes 468 amino acids. Gene Ontology annotation, molecular function: protein binding. The record is from RefSeq and is a predicted model, not a curated record. The transcript has 5 exons.
AUGUUACCCGUGGCAUACAAGAAUGGCGACUUCACCGACUUGGUUAUCAGCUGCGGCAAUUCGACAUUCGAUGUGCACUCGGUCGUCGUUGGCUCAGCAUGCGAGUUCUUCGCGAAGAACAUCAAAUUCGGUGGAAAGGAAGCUGAUGAGCGACGCAUCGAUCUGCCAGACGAUGAACCAGAGAUGAUCCGACGCUUGAUCGCUUACCUGUAUCUGGGUGACUACGAUCCCACCGACGACAUUGGCAUCGCCACGUUCGAACAACUCAAGCAAUAUGACCUCAACACAGCAGCGGCGCCCGCUCACCACCCCCGCCGGUACGCAUUUGGAAGCUCUCAGCGUCAUGAUCAAUGCGCUUGCCUCGCGUUGAACCUCAAGAAUAUCGAGCAGUCGGAAAUGAAAAUAGAGCAGCAGAAGAAAGCGUCCCAAUACGUCAGCCACCGAAAGCCCGACAACAGCAUCGAAAUCACCAGUCCGCUUACAAUACACGCGAGCAUGUAUGCGCUCGCUGAUAAAUAUCAGGUGAAGGGGCUUAGCCGACUUGCAAAGACCAAGUUUCGCGAGAGCCUGGAUCACCACGUUGAUUCGGAAGACUUCAUCGCUGCCGUGCAACUCACGUAUAGCAAUACCCCAGAGACCAACCGCGGUCUUCGAGACGAGAUAGUGCAGGCUUUCCGGACAUAUUUCAAGGUGGACAUCACUGAGUUACCUGGCCUGGAGUCGAAGCUAGACACCAUUGACGAGUUGGCUUUUCUGCUUCUCAAAUCCUGGCCCAGGAAGAUGGAAUCCACAAGCCCUCAGAAGUUCGCCUCGUCUGCAGGUGCCGCUCACACGGCUUCUCAUCUGGUUAUUACCGCUGGUCCGCCCACCUCCGGUACCAACGCGACUUCUGGUUCUUCCAACGCUCCUGUGACGAGCACUGGGUUUGCCUCUUAUGCUCAUACGCCAGACGCCGAUGUCGCCUUGCCGCAUACCUCAUUGCUCGCAUACUUCCGUGACUCUGCAGCUGUUCAAGAAACGACAGACACCGGUAUUCUUUCCAGUAACAACACCGAUGGUACCAACGCGCAUCAACUGCUCCAUCCGCCCACCGAUGACAACGAAGACGAAGAGUCAGGACUAGGCUUCUGGGGCGAAGUGGAUGGAGCUAAGAGCUCGUCUGAAUCAUACUCAUUCGGCGAAAGCAGAUCAGCUUGGCGAGGAGCAGCCGCUUUCUGCUGUCUUUGGUGUGCAUUCUCUGUCAUGAUCCUCGGCGCCUUUAGCCUCUAUUUCGCUGUCGACCUUGUCCUCAGCCACUACGGACUGGGUACCGGGAUGGCGGAGUGGGUCAUGUACAGACAACAGCUCCCACCGACCAACAUCCGUGGUGUGAGUCACUCGAAAGACGACAGUGGUGUCGAUGAGUAG